This is a messenger RNA of Gloeophyllum trabeum ATCC 11539, 507 nucleotides long. RefSeq lists its product as uncharacterized. The transcript has 3 exons. NCBI's taxonomy places the organism in Eukaryota, Fungi, Basidiomycota, Agaricomycetes, Gloeophyllales, Gloeophyllaceae. The coding region runs from base 1 to 507 and encodes 168 amino acids. The record is from RefSeq and is a predicted model, not a curated record.
AUGGCGCUCUCGUGCCCCCAGCAGAGCGCCAUUCCAAUCAGCCGUUCGGAGAGCUUCGGCCUCUGCGACCGCAUGCCACCGCCAAUCGACAUGAGCUGGCGCGCCCCUGACCCGGACAUACCACUCGCGGUCCACUCCCUCUCCCCGCGCGCUAGGCAUUGGGCCAUUUUCUGGGACGUCCCCUACCAAGACCGGAACAUCCGCGCGAACCGCAUCCUCCACGUCGUCGCCGACCGCGGGAAGAAGCUAUACGUCAACUGGGGGCCGCUGACCAAAUUCGUGAGCGACGACGACCGGAGGAGCUCGAGAGAGCUUGUCCUCGGCGUCGUGGACCUGACGCGGCGGCGGCAGUUGGAGGUCGUCGCGACGCAUACUCCGGUUUGUUCCGGCGACCAGGAGUGGAACGGACAAGACUGGGUCAAGGCUGUCUUGCGAGAGGCGGUUCUCCUUGGCCUGCUCUCGAAGGAUAGCGUUGCGAGCGUCCUUGUCGCUGCCCAAGCUUUCUGA